AUGACGGAAGACAAAUCUGCUCCAGCCCCAAAGUCCUAUGUGGCGAGAGUACUACUCGUAAUCUUUGCCAUGGUCCAGAUCACCUUGGCGGCUGGUUUGAUCAUCGGUUGGCCCGGAAUUGCUGGAUCUAUGCUGGUGGAACCUCUUGAAAACGGAGGAGCGGGUCUUACAUUGGAUCAAACAACUCAGCUAUAUGGCUUGGCUGCCGCUGUCAAUUAUGUGGCGCCACUUUUCUUGGGACUGGUGUUGGACAAGUUUGGUCCUAGAGCCUGUUCGGUUCUGUCAAAUGCCAUUGUUUCGAUUGGAUUGGCCAUCUUUUCGUCAGCAUCUUCCUUUUCAACCUUUGCUCUUGGUAUAUGCUGCGUGGCCUUUGGUGGGCCAUCGGUCCAACAGUGUUUGCUUCAUAUUGGAAACAUAUUCGCAGAACGAAGAUACUUUGUCAUGGGAAUUGUGGCCGAGUCCAUCACCUUGUCGUUUGCAAUCUUUCCAGUGAUGGACAUCAUUUGGGAGCACGGCUAUGGCUUUCGGAUACUCUUUGCUGGUCUAGGUGUGCUGGUAUUUCUAUCAACAAUUGGCUCACUGUUACUAUGGCCGGAUGCUCCUUAUGAAAUUCCAAAGUCCGAUGAUGCCAAUGAGGAGAAGGAAAAAGGGGACGAUGAUCCAGAUAAGGAUUUGAAAGAAGCAUCCUUCUUUGAUCAGUUAUCUAGUGGAGUAUAUUUGCGACUAUGUAUAUUCUUUGUUGUGACAAGCUGGUGGGGGAACUUUUACAUUGCGACAGUCACGGUCGAGUUGGGAGACCAAGGAAUCUUUGAUGCUGAGAUGCAGCAUACUUUAACCAGAUGGCUUAGUUUUCUAGACGCCGGUGCUAUCAUUGCAGCGCCACUUAGUGGAUACAUGCUAGACUCGGUUGGCUUUGCUCCUACGGCCGUUGUCACUAUUGCUUUGGGAAUUCUACAACAAGUCGGGCUAUUGGUGGCGGGGUCCAGUUCUCAUGUUAUGAUUGGCAGCUUUACAGCAUAUGCAGUAUAUCGAGCAUUCCUGUUCCCUUACUUUUUCGCGUCCCUGUCCAGGCGAAUGGGAUUUCGAUUUUUUGGAUUCUUGUCAGGGAUAUCCUUUUGUAUCUCUGGAUUCACACAGUUUGGGGUCGCGCCAGUGGCUUUGGUGAUUGAAGGAGACUGUCAUAAAAUUGAGGAUUAUACCACUGGACAAGAUGUGAAUUGCAGUGAAGGAAGCUGGGUCACUGCUCACUGGCUUCAGAUCAUAAUUCUAGCUCUACUGCUUCUCGUUCCUUUUCUGAAUGUUCGGUUGGAGCAACCAAAACGAAUUCAAAACCCAGAGGAGGAGUCCACCUCCUUUUUGCCAUCCUCGUCAUCAGAGUACGGAUCAAUCAAAAGUGGUCCAUAG
Messenger RNA from Cylindrotheca closterium, 1404 nucleotides. The record is from the annotation of a GenBank genome assembly. NCBI's taxonomy places the organism in Eukaryota, Bacillariophyta, Bacillariophyceae, Bacillariales, Bacillariaceae.